This is a messenger RNA of Actinia tenebrosa (Australian red waratah sea anemone), 2820 nucleotides long. RefSeq names its product potassium/sodium hyperpolarization-activated cyclic nucleotide-gated channel 2. Gene Ontology annotation, molecular function: voltage-gated potassium channel activity. The record is from RefSeq and is a predicted model, not a curated record. Gene Ontology annotation, biological process: regulation of membrane depolarization; potassium ion transmembrane transport; sodium ion transmembrane transport. Gene Ontology annotation, cellular component: HCN channel complex; membrane. NCBI's taxonomy places the organism in Eukaryota, Metazoa, Cnidaria, Anthozoa, Actiniaria, Actiniidae.
AACUCUAUUUCCCAUGUUUCAACCCAAAGUAUCAAUUAUUGCGCGCGCGUAAUGAAAUCAAUUUGACGUCAGAGUUUCGAUUGAUUAACUCUGAUUAGGCCUUCAUCAGCAAGAACAUGGUCUGCAAGUCGAGAGUAAAAAUGUAAAGACCCGGUGGCCUUACGUCCCCUUCGGGGUCCGUACGGACCACCAUAUUCUGCUUACUUGUCACGUGUUUCUUUUGAUAAGAUGUCGUUGGUAGAUUUGAACGAAAAGAGAUGCCCUGACUGCGGGCUUUUCUUGCCCUGCCACUGUAAGAUAGAGAAAAAGGACUUCUUUGGCGUAGAACACCAUGAGGAAGCCGUGCUGGAAGAACCUAUUGUUAUACUACACAAAAGACAGAAGAGAUACUCYUACCCUAUGCCAGGGCCUACACCACAACAGAAACCCGAGGCGCUGACGAACAAGAAUGCCAACCUGCUCAACAUAGCGUCAUUAGCCGACAAGAAUGCCUCGUCAUUUAACAUGAAAAAAACAACUAAAGCCAGACCAUUGCACUACUUAAAAGAUUUGUUUAGCGCCAAUCCUGAUAACAAACUAGCCUUGAAACUGUUUGGUAACCAAGCAGCGGUGUUAUUAGAGCAACGUAGACAGACCACCAAGGCUAGUGGUGUCAUUCAUCCAUUCAGUACAUUCAGAUGGUACUGGGAUAUCCUUUUGGUCAUCUUUAUUUCUUUGCAUGUGCUUCUCCUGCCUGUCAACAUUGCGUUUCUAAGCGACGAUCUAUCUCUUCACUGGCUCGUAAUCAAUGGAAUUUCAGACUUGUUCUUCUUGGUCGAUAUUUUCCUUAAUUUUCGCACUGGUUUGGUGGAUCCCAACAACAAAGACGAAGUUAUUUUAGAYCCUGCUAUAAUAAGAAUAACAUAUCUUAAAGGAUGGUUCAUUAUAGAUUUGUUGUCAUCCCUUCCGUUCGACUACGCUUAUUUUAUAGCAUCUUCGACAUCUACAGAGCAAACGCUUCUUAAAGCAUCGAGAGCUCUUAGGAUCCUUAAGCUGGCAAAGGUGCUUAGCUUGCUUCGACUACUUCGAGUCUCUAGGCUUGUUCGAUACAUAAAGCGCUUUGAAGAGUUAACGAACAUCGCAGGUGGGCAGCUGCGAAUCAUGAAGCUUAUUGGGUGUAUGAUGUUGCUUUCCCAUUGGAAUGGAUGUGUACAGUUCUUGGUACCUUACCUACAAGGCUUCCCUGAUGAAAGUUGGGUCGUUAUUAACGGGCUUAAGGAUGAGCCAGCGGUAGUACAGUACAGUUGGUCACUGUUUAAUGCCAUGUCACACAUGUUGUGUAUUGGUUAUGGUCGCUACCCUCCUCACAACACUACUGAACUGUGGCUGACUAUACUCAGCAUGACUAUUGGAGCAACUUUCUACGCUGUCUUUAUUGGUAUCAUGUCUGGUUUAGUCAUGUCUAUUGAUUCGUCUGGUAGACUUUAUAACGAAAAGUUCAAUCAAGUAGAGGAAUACAUGAGAUACCGUAAGCUGUCCUUGCCACUGCGACUCAAAGUACAAGAAUAUUACGAACAUCGCUUUCGCCACAAGCUGUUUAAUGAGGACAGCAUACUUAAUGAGCUUUCAAAGUCACUUAGAGAGGAAAUUCUGGUGCAUAACGUCCACCUUCUUCUAUCUUCGGUUCCAUUCUUUAGUUCAGCCAAAACUUCAUUCAUCACAGAUAUUGUAACCAAGCUUCAUUUUGAGGUCUAUCUUCCAGGGGAGUACAUCUGUCGCAGAGGCCGUAAAGGAGACAAGAUGUAUUUCAUUCAAAAAGGCAUCGUGGACAUUUUGACUAAGGACAAUGAACUAGCAACCAGUCUGGGUGAGGGGUCACACUUUGGAGAAAUCUGUCUGUUAACCAAGGAAGCACGUCGUGUAGCAUCUGUAAGAGCGGCGACCAUCUGCGAUCUCUACUCACUCUCAUCGACUCACUUCCAUGAGGUCCUAGAGGAGUACCCCUCGAUGAAGGAAAUGUUGAAAGAAGUAGCAAAGGAGAGACUUUCUCGUAUUGGACUGAAGCCUGAUCUGUCUGGCGACCUCGUCGAUACUAGUGAAGAUCAGAACCGACCCGUCUUUGACAGUGAUCCCCUGCAAGCGAGCUGCUUCGUCAACGCUCCACAAACCAAACAGGAAACCGAACUAAGAACAGACAAGAACCUUCCCUCAAUCACCAAGAAACCUGCUGAUGAACCCAAACCUUCAUCUUCGUGGAAACCUACAUUUAAGUUAAGAAAAGGAGCUUUGUUAACACAAGCUUUUGUUAAAUCAGUUGCUCCUGGGUUGGUCUCCCUUGCGCAACCUUCAACCGAUGCGCCAGAGCUACAAGUAGUUGUCGAGGAACCAGAGAAAACUGAACGUCGGGAGAGUGAAGUUGAAGAUGAGGACGAAGAUGUAGUGGCCAUGAUGGCCGACUUCUAGGUCAAAAAGUCCUUAAAGAAUAUAGAUCAGUAUCCCCACCUAUAAACCUGCAACCCGCAUUUUGUCAUUUUCUGUAAAUGCGUUUUCAUUAAUCGUCGUGUUUGUAAUCCUUGUCUUUGAACCCCGCCUGCGUCAGUCGCCGCCGUAAUCAACAGGUAUAUUGCGUAGUUCAAAUAUAUGUAUUCAACAAACGUCUUUUUUAUAAGAUCGAUCUAAUUCAGGCGGCGGUAGUACAAACGAUCAAUAUCUCAAACAUCAAACGAUUGUGUAACCAGGAUUACUGUAUUAAACUGAUGUCAGGUGGAAAUGAAGUUGUCUAUCUUAUUACUAAGGGGGUGGGGGUUGUGCGGACAGCCUGACCUUGCGAAGCCGCGAAAA